Messenger RNA from Dunckerocampus dactyliophorus (ringed pipefish), 1761 nucleotides. RefSeq names its product vascular endothelial growth factor D (gene vegfd). Gene Ontology annotation, biological process: positive regulation of protein phosphorylation; vascular endothelial growth factor receptor signaling pathway; positive regulation of endothelial cell proliferation. Gene Ontology annotation, molecular function: growth factor activity; chemoattractant activity; vascular endothelial growth factor receptor 3 binding. Gene Ontology annotation, cellular component: membrane. The record is from RefSeq and is a predicted model, not a curated record. The coding region runs from base 653 to 1582 and encodes 309 amino acids. The transcript is spliced from 8 exons. NCBI's taxonomy places the organism in Eukaryota, Metazoa, Chordata, Actinopteri, Syngnathiformes, Syngnathidae.
UCAUCUGUGGGACAUGGGCGGUGCUGCUUGCUUGUUAUCCUCACAUGUAACAGAGGUCUGGAUCACAUUUAAAACACAUGUCAGUGAUCUAUGCAUGUGUGCUCUCACAACUCCAGAGGAAAAUACAUGGGGACUGGAUUUAACAAGCAAGUGACUUGAGAUAAGAAGGUGUGAGGAUCAGCAGCACUGGACGAGAUUUAGACGGAACUUUCUAUUCACUGAUAAAUGAGAGGGACCAGACUCUGAAAACUGUCACAGGCCUUUGCUUACUCCAUUUGGACAAAAGAGAGAGUGUUGGUAAGAAGCCUUAAAGGGAGUCUUUGAUUUUUAUGAGGCCAUUUUCAGCUACUACCUUGUUGCCUCGUUAUUCAAGCGGACACUUGAGGUUCUGCAUCAAAGCUUAACAAGUUCGAGGUUCAAGUUUUAAAGCCCCCACAUUUGGCUGGCGGGUGUCUGGGGUUGCUGUGACAGGUUACGUCUGGCACGCACACACACGCACAGUCCUGCACAGCUGUGAAGGGUUGAGAGUUUAUGUAGCACAUACCCGGAGGAGGUCAGCUGGUCUGGCAGUCAGAGAGGCAGACAUCUGUGAAAAGAGGACAAGUUCACACCGAGUAUUUCUCAGAGUCAAGAGCAGAGCUGAGGGACGCUGAUGAAGAUGAAACAGACUCUUGGUAGAACCUCCUGCUUGGUGACUCUGCUGGUGGAGCUCAGCUGGAUCAAUGUGAGCCUCGGCCUGCACAAAGAGGGAGGAAGUAGAGUAAUGAAGCAGUGGGAGAGGAAAGUGCGCUCGGCCUCCAGCCUUGAUGAGCUACUCAGACUUGCAGACUUCCCCGACUGGAAGUUGUGGAAGUGUCGCAUGAGAUUGCAGCAGUCUGAGACUCUUUUCUCGCCGCCUUCAGCGGGCUCCCACCGCUCCACGCGUUAUGCUGCAGAGUCUUACAGCCUGGAGAUACUCAAAGCCAUAGAUGAGGAGUGGCAGAGGACACAGUGCAUGCCCAGAGAGACUUGUGUGGACGUGGCCAAAGAGCUGGGCACGGACCCGUCUAUGUUCUUCAAGCCGCCUUGUGUAUCUGUCCACAGAUGCAGUGGUUGUUGCAAUCAAGAAGGUGUCACAUGCAGAAAUACAAGUACAGUGCUGGUAAAUAAAACUGUCCUUAGUAUAAUUCCAUUCAAGUUUGUACCAGAGCCGGUGCUGAUAAAAGUAGCUAAUCAUACAGAAUGCAGAUGCAUGGAGCCGGCCAUUAUACGACGUAACGCUCAACCUCAAAGGAGCAGUGGCUGUUCCCUGGUUGGACAGCUGUCAGAGGCAGAGGAUUCCAGGAGACUUUGUGUCAGUGGGUGGAUUUGGGAUUGUGCAAGUGACAGAUGUAUACCUUUCCCCUCCAGCAGACCAGAGCUUCCAAUGACUUCAUGGAUGCCUGACUGUGAGAUUGAUGUGGAUCACUGUGACUGCAUUGCAAUGCCUGAGCCAACUGCCCAGCUAAGACCAGUCCAACUCUGUCACCUUAACAGCUCCAUCUGUGCACACAGACGUCAACAUUUUGACCCUGCGUCCUGCAGAUGCAAGUGGCCCAAGUAGCAGCCCACUGGCAGAAUGAAUUAGGACAACCUGCCCACCAUUUUUUUUGGAAGCAGGGAAUAGAGGCUCAUAAUUUAUUUACAGUAUUAUUUAUGCUAAUCACGAGAACUAAUUAAGAUUAUAUUAACUCACAGGACCGUGUUAAUUGAUUUUUUUUAACAUGUUGAUUUUAUAUUUGA